This is a messenger RNA of Metopolophium dirhodum (rose-grain aphid), 7171 nucleotides long. RefSeq names its product NFX1-type zinc finger-containing protein 1-like. Lineage: Eukaryota; Metazoa; Arthropoda; Insecta; Hemiptera; Aphididae. Gene Ontology annotation, molecular function: helicase activity; zinc ion binding. The record is from RefSeq and is a predicted model, not a curated record. The transcript is spliced from 15 exons. Gene Ontology annotation, cellular component: nuclear RNA-directed RNA polymerase complex; nucleus. Gene Ontology annotation, biological process: regulatory ncRNA-mediated heterochromatin formation. Bases 797 to 6955 code for a protein of 2052 amino acids.
GAGCACAUAUUUCUAUAAUAUAUAGUAGUAUUAUAGACUAUAGUACCAUAGAAUAGAUAAAUAUGAUAGUACCAUGGAAACAUAUUAAUGAUAUUCUAUUAUGUCUAUGUAUAGUACAGUGCAGUAUCAUAGGACAUAGGACAAUUUAAUAGAAGUCGGUGGUAUGGAGGGACACCUAUCUGCGAGGUCCAUGUUCUGAUAUUAUUAUAUAUAUUCAUAUCUACGGUGGAAUGCCGAAUUCCGACAACCCAACUGCUUCCUCCAUAGCACUUCUCUACAUCGUGCUCCAUAGCAUUAUAGUAUAUACUAUAUAGUCCAACUCCCAGACGCUGAUGUAAUUAUGUUAAGACGACGUGUAAACCAUAGACGUAUGUCGUAUACUAUAUUAUAUUAUACUUCUAUAGUGUAAACCCACAGGGCACAGAUAUAUACAUUAAUUAUUGUAUAUGAUCACACUGGGAUAGAUAACAACUAUAGUAGUUAUACUAUAAUAAUAUAAUAUCCUUGUAUAAAUUAUAUACAAUUGUAUAUGAUCUAAGAUAAUAACCAUAAUUCAAUGGUAAAUUGUGUUUAUCAUGGUGUUUACCGCCUGACGCUGAGUGACGCCUAUCCGUCAUUUAAUUAUUCCGUUGUCCGUCAGCGGUCUGCCGUCCGGUGUGCUAUCGAAUAUUGGGUUUUAUUCUGUUCUAUAAUAAAUCGCUUAUUACCUACGUGUUGCACAACGGUAACGCUCUCUAUUUACAAAACAGAUACAAAUGUAAGUCCAUGACUAGCCGUAGAUUGAAAAUAUAAGAUCAUGUCUAAUAAAAGACGCACAAACCACAAUGACCAAGGUCAAAUUUACCACCCUAGAAGAUCUAGAACAAAUCCAUCAGUUAAUGCAGAAAAUAUCCAAUUUGAUUUUAAGUCACUCGAACACCAGAAUGAACAGUCACGUUCAAGUGGUUCUAAUACAAAGGAACAACGACAAAAAAAAAAACAGAAUUUAGUUAACAAACAUUCUCAGUGGACAUCAAAAUUUAAUUCAGAAAAUCGACAAGAACAAUUGAAAUUCAACCAAUCUUCAGAAAAUAGGCAAGAAAGAUGGGGAAAAAAAAUUGAGCAAAAACAAGACUUGGCUAAUGACACUAAUGAAACAAAAAUUUUAAAGUAUACUUUUGGAUUCAAGCGCCUCGAAGAGUUAUGUGAUAUGGAUCCUUCCGAAAUUGUAUUUGUGAUGUCUAAUAAAACCAAUGGAUUCAUAGAUCUAUUCAAACAAAAUAAAGAACCAGAUUGGAUAUUCUUGCUUAUGAAAGUUUCAGCUAAAGUCUGUUCUUCAGAAUUAUUGCAAAGUAAAAUUUUUUUACUUACAGAAUUAACAUGUAAUCAAUUUUUUAAUCACAUAAAAACCUAUAUACUGAGUACACCUACAGAAAAAAACAAAAAUCGAUGCAACAAUAUGAAUACAUUUUAUGAAAAUUGUUUAGUAGUUUUUCAAUCUAUAACUACGUUAUUUCCGAAAACAGCUGAAGAAAAAUUGAAAGAGAUAGUUGUAAGUAGCAACAUUGCUUUAUCUGGUAUUAAAAAUUAUUGUAAUCAUAUUAAAAUAAAUGAAACUACAAUUGUUGAAAUGAAUGAACUCCUACAAAAACUGAAUGAAACCAAAGUAACAGAAGAAUUAAAAUUAAAAGAAAAAUGUAUGAUUGAAAACAUUGCUCAAAUUAUGCCUCCCCCUGAAAAUUUUAGAGAACUUACAGUAUAUCCAACCGCAAUUGAUCUUGAACAUGGAGAACCAUUUUUACGACCUAAUAUCUCAAAAGGAGCUUAUCAGAAUGUAGAACACUAUUUGGAUGUUCAAUUUCGUCUUUUACGUGAAGAUUUUAUUGCUCCACUUCGAGAAGGAAUACAAUUUUAUAAAGAAUCAAUAAAUGAUCAUCAUCAACUUCAACGUCGAAAAAAAAUUAAUAAUAUUCGUAUUUAUCGUGAUGUUGAAUUUCUAAAAAAAGGUGAAUUUGUUCGCGAUAAAUAUGGUUAUAUGAUAACCUUUGACAAAAAUAAAAAAUUAAAAAUCAACUGGGACAUGGCUAAACGUUUUAUGUAUGGUUCUUUGUUGCUAUUUUCUACUAAUAAUUUUAAGACUUUUUGUUUGGGUAUUGUUUUGGAGCGAAAAGUUGAACUAUUAAAAAAGGGGAUCUUGAUUGUGGAAUUAUUAGAAGAUGCUAAACCGUUGUUUAAUGCAUCUAUUACCAUGGUGGAGAGCGAAGUAUUUUUCGAGCCUUAUAAAUGCUCAAUGGAAGUCCUUAAAAAUAUUAAUAGUCAUAAUUUCCCAAUGGAAAAAUAUAUAAUAUCGGCUUGUAAUACUAUAGAUUAUCCAUAUUAUAUUGACACAUUACCUGAACCAAUCUAUUCCAUUGACAACUUACAAAAAUUCCAUAUACUAAAUAAAUAUGAAUGGCCUACUGAAGAACAGCUAAAACUUGAUGGAAUGCAAUAUAAAGCAUUUAGAGCAGCACUAACUCAAGAAUUUACAGUUAUUCAAGGGCCGCCUGGUACUGGUAAAACUUUCAUAGGAUUAAAAAUUAUGGAAACCAUUAUAAGUAAUUUAUAUAAAAAUCAUUGUCUCUUAAAACCAAUAUUAGUUGUAUGCUAUACUAAUCAUGCUUUGGAUCAGUUCAUGGAGGGAAUCUUAAAUUUCACUAAUAAAGUUAUAAGAAUUGGGGGCCAAUCCAAGUCACCAUUAAUCGAACAAUAUAGCUUAAGAAAUAUAUGUCGUAAGUACAAAAGAUCUAUUACUACUAAUAAAGGUCUAAGAAAUGUUCAAGAUCAAGUGAAAACAACUAUGGAUAACAUAAAAUAUUUUAAGAAAUGUAGUGAAGUUGUUUCAUACAAUGCUGGAAUAUUAGAGUUAUCGUUACUAAAAAACGGUAUGCCUAAACAAUAUCAUGAUUUUUUUAAAACUUCUUCAGAUCUUCUCUCUUGGUUAUUUCAAGAUCCUGAUUAUUUUAGUGCAGACCCAAUUGGGUUUAUAAAUGGAAUUCACCAUGAUUUAAUUGAUAAGGUUUUUCAUUCCGAAAAAUUAUUGGAAAUUAAAAAAGAAGUGGAUGAAGAUGACGAUGAAGAUAAGCAAUAUGAACCCGAUUUUCAAGAUCUAGAUUAUGUUCAUAAAGAUGUUGUUAUUUAUAGUUUAGUUUUAGAUGAUGUAAAAUAUGCUUGUAAGAAAUUACUUGAAGAGAAUAUACGAUUAGAGAAUCUAUCAAAUUUACAUAUAAAUUUCUACAAUGCAUGUGAAGAAGCCAAAUUUAACUUCAGUAUAAUGGAAAAGAUACAUGAUUAUUUUGAAAAUAUGUUGAAUUUGGUUGAUAUUGAUAUUGAACUACCAAAACCAAUUCAUGAUUUAUAUGGAUUAAAUAUGGGUCAAAGAUGGUCUUUAUAUUUUCGUUGGGCAAGGGAAACAAAAGAGAUGUUUGAUCCAAAAAUAAUGAAUUAUGAAGAAAAGUAUACUCAAGUAUACAAGCAAUACUCAGAAUUAAGAGAGUUAGAAAAUAUAGAGCUUCUUAACAUGAUGCAUGUUAUAGCUCUAACAACUACUGGUGCUGCUAAACAUAGAAUAAUGCUAGAAGGCUUAGAGUCACCAAUUGUUGUAGUUGAAGAAGCUGCUGAAGUAUUAGAGGCACACAUUGUUUCAUCACUAACAAGACAUUGUCAACAUCUAAUAUUGAUAGGUGACCAUAAACAACUUCGUCCGAGUAAUGCAGUUUACAAAUUGGCAAAAGAUUUUAAUUUUGAUAUUUCAUUGUUUGAACGUAUGGUCAAUAAUGAAGUACCUUGUUACACAUUGGGUGAACAGCAUAGAAUGCGCCCUGAAAUAGCAUCCCUUAUAACUCCGUCAAUCUACAAUGAAUUGAAAAAUCAUUUAUCUGUCUACAAUAGAGAACAUAUUCGUGGUGUUAACAAAGAUAUAUUUUUCUUAAACCAUAAUAUUUAUGAAAAUGAAGUUGAGGAAAUUUCAAGCAAAAGUAAUGAUCAUGAAGCUAGAUUUUUAAUUAUGUUUGCCAGGCAUUUAAUUUUACAAGGAUAUACAACUAAUCAAGUGACAAUAUUAACAACUUAUAGUGGUCAAUUAUUUCUAAUUCGUUCAUUACGGAAAAAACACCCCAUAUUAGAUGGCUUGAAAAUAACAGUUGUCGAUAACUAUCAGGGUGAAGAAAGCGAUAUUAUAUUGCUUUCACUAGUUCGAAGUAAUGAAAAAGGAAAUGUGGGAUUUUUAAAAACUGAAAACCGAAUAUGUGUUGCAUUAUCAAGAGCAAAAUAUGGACUUUAUAUAAUGGGUAAUAUGGACAAUUUGUACAAUUCUGGUAAUUUGUGGAAACAAAUAAAAGAAACAUUAGUAAAUCAGUGUUCAUAUGGUGAUGAAUUGACUUUAGAAUGUGCCAUACAUUCUGGUAUUACGACAAAGGUUUCAAAGAGUGAAGAUUUCAAUAUAAUUAUGGAAGGUGGUUGUACCAUGUUAUGUAAAUCAUUGUUAUUAUGUGGUCAUUAUUGUUCAAGUGUAUGUCAUUCCUAUGACCGUGAACAUUUGGAAUUGAAAUGCAGGGAACCUUGUAACAAUUCCUGCGAUUAUAAUCAUCCAUGUAUGAAAAAAUGUUAUAUGGAUUGUGGAAAGUGCACCGUACUUAUGAUGAAAGAGUUACCAUGUGGUCACCAAUCAGCAUUACCAUGUUUUGUUGAUAUUCAUACUUUUCCGUGUGAAGAAAUGGUAGAAUCCACCCUAGAAGAAUGUGGACAUAAAAUUAUUAGAAAAUGUCAUGACAAAAACCCAAGUUGUUCAUUUAAAUGUUAUAUUCGGUUAGAUUGUGGCCAUGCUUGUGAACGCAAUUGUCAUAAAAAUGAUGAUCCAGAUCACGAAAAGUAUAAUUGCUUAAAACCUUGUGAAAAUAUUAAUCAAAAAUGCUCUUUGAAUCACAAAUGUCAAAAGAUGUGUUAUGAAGAUUGUUCAUCAUGUACUGUUAAAAUUAAGAAAACUCUGCCUUGUGGACACAUAAAAAACGAUGUUCCUUGUGGAAUAAAUUCUAAUGAGAUUAAAUGUAAUCUUCCAUGUAUUCGUCCUUCAAAAUGUGGUCAUAAGUGUCUAGAUAAAUGCUAUAAACCGUGUAAUCCAUGUGAAAGUCUAGUAAAAAAAGUGAUACCCGACUGUGGACACUCAAUUACAAUGAAAUGUAAAAUAGUACCACAACGUAAACAUUGCACAAAUAAAUGUGAUCGAAAAUUAAUUUGUGGACAUACAUGUAAAAAUGUAUGUGCAGAAGAAUGUAUCCCUGAAGAAUGUGAGGAAAUUGUAGUGCAAAAAUCUAGUAAACUGGCUUGUGGUCAUACUAAAGUUCGUGUCUUGUGUUGUGAUAAAGAUAAAGAGUUUAGACUGGACAGCCAAUAUCUUCUUGAUAAAUGCCGUGAACCAUGUCUACAAAAACUAAAUUGCGGUGACAUUUGUUCGGGCACAUGUGGACAAUGUAAACAAGGUCGUUUACAUGUACCUUGCAGUGAGGUUUGCAACAAGAUAAACCCUUGUAAUCAUACAUGUAAAUUUCCCUGUAAGGAAAGAUGUCCACCUUGCAAUCAGAAAUGCAUUUAUUCUUGUGUCCACUCUAAAUGUCCUCGUGUGUGUGGUAACGAAUGUGCACCGUGCAUGGAAAAAUGUGAGUGGGAGUGUCCUCAUUUGAAAUGCACUAAAAAAUGUAAUGAAAUAUGUGAUCGAAAACCUUGUUAUGAGCCUUGUACAUUAAAGUUGAAAUGUGGGCAUGAAUGUAUAGGUUUUUGUGGUGAACCGUGUCCUCCUUUAUGUCGCAUUUGUCAACAAGAAGAAGUUACAACAAUAAUUUUUGGUGAUGAAGACGAACCAGAUGCAAGGUUUGUUUACUUGGAAGACUGUAAACACACAAUCGAAUCAAAUGCUUUAUCUAAUUGGAUGAACCUUAACAAUACAGAAAUAUGUUUGAAAGAGUGUCCAUUAUGUAAGACACCCAUUUUAAGAACCCAACGUUUCAUGAACCAAGUAAAAGUUAUAAUUGAGGACAUUUCAAUAAUAAAAACAAAAAAGAAUGGAGAACUAGAUGCUAUUAAAAGUGGCAAGAAAAAAAUAGUUGAAACACUAAACAAGUUAAAUAAUAAUUUUGUUUCAAAUUAUAUUGGUAAUCAAAAUCAUGGAGAUGAUAAUAUCAAACAUCUAUGGGAUGCAUUUUGCAAGCCUAUAAUAGCUUCAUUGAAGUUUAAAGGAAAGAAACGAGGAGGAAACGUCUAUUUACCCACAAAAGAUAUAGAAUCUUUAAAUUUUGUCGUUGAUUUGUUUGAAACUACUUCAAAGUUUAAAAAAAGAAUUGAAAGUAUUGAUGAUGUUCAAAAGAAACAAAUCAUCACUGACCACUUUAAGUGGUUACUUGAAGUUGCUUUUACUCAUUCUAGACAAUUAUCUAACCAGCAGAAAUAUGAUAUAAAUAUGGAAGUUGCAAGAGGUGCUAGGAUAAUAAGCUUAUUCGAGACUAUGUGCACUACAAAAUUUAAGAUGGCAUAUGGCAAUGGGAUGCAAAAUUCUUAUACAAAUGAAUUAAAAGACUUAAUAGGAAAUAUGGAAGCUCUGUUAAUGUCUUGUAAAAUAUACACUGCUGAUAGAGACAAAGAUAUAGAAAAGAUAUCAGAGUUAAUCGGAGAAAAAUUUGAUGGUCUGGCAAUCAUCACCGAUGAAGAGAGAAAGAUGAUACACGGCGCAAUGUCCACCAGUUUCCUAGAUGGUUAUAGAGGUCAGGGUCAUUGGUGUAAAUGUCCAAAUGGUCACAUUUAUAUUAUUACUGAAUGUGGAGGGCCGAUGGAGCAAGCUACUUGUCCUGAAUGUAAAGUGCCGAUUGGUGGUCAAAACCACCAACAUGCUUCAGGUGUAACAGUUGCAUCAGAAAUGGAUGGUGCUAGUCGUCUCAUGUGGACUUGAUUAUUGUAAGGAAAAUUAUUUAAUCAAAAAUAUGAUUCUAACAGUUUAUAUUAUACAAACUUAAAAUGUUGAUUACUAUAUUUUUUAUAUUAUGUUGUUGUUUUUAAAAUAAUAUAAUAUUUUAAUGGAAAUUUAAUUGGGCAUUGUAAAUCUAAUAAUUUAAUGCAUAUUUCUGACUACUUCACUUUUGAUAUAAUAUAUUUAGACAUCCAAUAA